UGCUCUUCUUCUCCUUUCUUCCCGCUGCAGCCACUCGAAAGAAAAAGAAAGAGAACCCAGCCAUGCCUUUGAGAAACCGGUGAGAUAAGCUUGGUUUUCUCCUUCCUUUCUUGCUCUAGAACACACCUAGAACCCAGAAAUCUUUUCCCCCCUGCUGGAAAAGCCGGAUCUGCCCUGCUCUGCUUUGUCCUUCCGCCGGCUGCUCUUGAUUGUGGGGGUGAUUUGCUCCGGUUUUGGCCGUGAGCUUUCUUCUUCCAUGCCGCCGGCCUUCCCCAAUCUGCUAGCUCCGGUUCCUUGCUUGUAAAUUCUGGUAUGUGACAGCCUUUUAAGGCUUAAAUUGUCCAUUUAGUUUGUUACCUUGUGUGUCCGAAUUUUGCUAGAAAAAUGGGGGAUAAUCCCGCUAGUGUAUUGGCCAAUUUUGGAAGUGCAGUUACUGUUCACGUCGGGGCCACUGUUCACCGGCACUGUUCACCGGUUACUGUUCAUACCCCGAGGGCCAGCAUUUAACGGGAAUUUAAAUGAUUAGUUUGUGAUAUAAGAACGAAUUUGGAGAUAUUUGAUCAUGUGGAGAUUGAUAGGAAAUAGCAUUGUGAUUAGGAAUGAUCCUAAUGAUGAGUUUACCUUGAAUUUGUGAUAGUGGUAUUAAUUCUCGGAUAUCUUCAUUAGGUUCCCGAUCGUUCUGUCAGUUAGCAUUGAGAUUGAGUGCUCGGUUUUAUGCAAGUGAGGUAAGUAAAUUUAUGGUAAUGCCUGUACUGUUUUAAAAGCAUGUUUUGAUUUGUUUUUAAAGUGGUGGCGGGACUAAACCCGUUUUACACAAGUAUGACUUAUUUGAAGUGAAAUGUUUUAUGCUUUUCAUUAAAUUGAGCAUGCCUACUUGAAAUUUAAGUGACUGUCUUGAUGAUUUGAAGGUGAUUGUGAAUCGUGAUUUUCUGUUAACUUCUGCCUGUUUUGUCUCCGAUACGAUCAUGUUAUUCUGUUGCCCGCUAGUGGGAGGUCAAACGCUAGCACAUGUCGACAUGUUUCUGAUAGAACCGGUUCAUUCCUGUAAUCCUACUAGUGGGAGUCAAACACUAGUAAUUUCUGUUGCCUGCCAGUGGGAGGUUUAAACAUUGGCCAUAACCUAUAGAGGAGACGUCUAUUUCGUUCCCGUACUUGUAUCCGUUUUCCGAUUACACUGGUUGGCAUGCUUUAAGUUUGAUAAGGGGCACUCCAUAUUUACUUACUGAGUUUAUCUCAUAGUUUUUCUUUGUCCACCAUUUCAGGAAAUGAAACUGAGGACGGGAAAACCACGGGAAGUGACGAGUUAGAAGGCUAGCAAUUUCGAGAUUGAUUAGAUUUUAGAAACAAAUCAUGAUCUUGUAUUUGGAGAUUUUAAUUGGAGAUUUAUGAUAUCAGAGAGUUUAUAAAAUUUGAUUUUCAGA
Messenger RNA from Rubroshorea leprosula, 1421 nucleotides. The record is from the annotation of a GenBank genome assembly. Lineage: Eukaryota; Viridiplantae; Streptophyta; Magnoliopsida; Malvales; Dipterocarpaceae.